AUGGAAGACAAGAAUGCGUAUGUCGCGAAGCCCUCGGAUAUCUGUUGCCUCAAGGGUACCAUCCACGAAGGCGAGUCCAGGGGGACCUUCGAAACCAUUGCGGGCGUCGAGACCUACAUUGUCCGACCUCCUGAGGCCAAAGCCAACGACAACAUACUCCUCUACUUCCCGGACGUCUGGGGCAUGUUCCCAAAUGGUCUGUUGAUCAUGGAUGGUUUCGCAGAUGCUGGCUACUUCGUGCUGGGCUUGGACUACUUCCGGGGGGACCCAGUGUGGAAGCAUCGGAAGAAUAGACACGAUACGACGACAGAUCCGAUAUUCGACUACGAGGCAUGGAAGCGCAAACACAUCGCCUUCGCAGACGAAGCGGUGCCUCCGUGGGUUGAUGCUGUCAAAAAGCUUUACGGCAGAGACGAGACAAAGUAUGCCUGUGUCGGGUAUGUCGUCUUCCACGAUGAUCAUCUCGACCCUCUCUGA
This is a messenger RNA of Saxophila tyrrhenica, 477 nucleotides long. RefSeq lists its product as uncharacterized. The coding region runs from base 1 to 477 and encodes 158 amino acids. The record is from RefSeq and is a predicted model, not a curated record. NCBI's taxonomy places the organism in Eukaryota, Fungi, Ascomycota, Dothideomycetes, Mycosphaerellales, Extremaceae. The transcript has 2 exons.